Molecule: messenger RNA, 618 nt
Organism: Rubroshorea leprosula
Lineage: Eukaryota; Viridiplantae; Streptophyta; Magnoliopsida; Malvales; Dipterocarpaceae
Source: the annotation of a GenBank genome assembly
CAAGGGUUUCCGUAGGAACAACGCAGGCGCCGCACUCUUCUUCUUCAAGGCUUCGACUCCGUCUUCCUCCCGUGUAAAUCAUUUUUUCCGGAUUCCACCCAUAUCGACAGAGUGAUUCAUAAUGGGGGCUCAGCCAAGAGUGAAAGCCUCACUUCGGCUUGGUUCAGAGACAUAUUCAGUUACGGCGGUGAAUGGCGAAAGUCUUUCCGAGCAGCUGGUUUCCAUGAAAGAAGAAAGCAUGACCAUAUUGAAGGAAUUCAUCACCAAACACAAUGUUCCCACCGAUGUCCCUGACGAUCUGGUUGAACCUUCUUCAGAAGAAGAAGAAGAAGUCUCCGAGAAGCCCCAGUCUAAAUCAAAGAAAACAAAAAUCAACUAAGACUGAGGAAUUCCAACCUCAAAAACUUGUAUGGAGUUCUUUCUAUGGUGUAUUAACUAUUCAGUAUUAGGUUUCUGAUGCAAAAAAUAGUUCCAUGUACCAUGGAAAUCCAUCUCUUACGGAUUGAUUUUCAGAUUUACUCCAAAUGGGUACUUUGUAUAAUAAAUUUCCAAGCUUAAUGCAUAGAAAAUAUGCAUCUUGCACAUUUCUUGUUUCUCAACUAAAGAUUGUCUGAAAGG